Messenger RNA from Chanos chanos (milkfish), 1566 nucleotides. RefSeq names its product zona pellucida sperm-binding protein 4-like. The transcript has 11 exons. Lineage: Eukaryota; Metazoa; Chordata; Actinopteri; Gonorynchiformes; Chanidae. Gene Ontology annotation, cellular component: egg coat. Bases 1 to 1566 code for a protein of 521 amino acids. Gene Ontology annotation, biological process: binding of sperm to zona pellucida; prevention of polyspermy. The record is from RefSeq and is a predicted model, not a curated record. Gene Ontology annotation, molecular function: structural constituent of egg coat; acrosin binding.
AUGAAACUUGCUGUGCUGAUGUUUGUGACGCUACACGCACAGUGUGGUCUGUGCCUGUCGCACUCUGCCCAAAAAGAGACCGGCCCGUCCAAGUCCGAAGACGCCACUCCAAACGUCACCUGUACCAGCCGGCAGAUACGCGCCCUCUUUGGCCCGAAGGUACUGGACAAUCUUCAAGUCAAAGACACAUCUGGGGUCAGCAAACCUGUGCCAAAAUUCAGAGAGCAAUGUGGAGUGAAAAGCGUGAGAGAGAAAGAUGGGUCUCUCAUUUUCACCAGUCAGUAUGACAGCUGCUACACUCGCAUUGAGGGCAGUUUAGCGGCUGUGAUUUUGGAGGUUCAGUUGGUCACAGGAGGUUCAAGAUUUAAAGUCAAUAUCAGCUGCCCACUUCAGAAGAAGCAGUUCCCCAAACCCAGAGCACAAACCCAAACCCAAACUCAAAAGUCUGCGUCCUCAUGGAAAUGCAACAUUCAGAGGGCUUUGCGGGUUGCCUGUGGACCGCAGGGUGUCUCCAGCAGUGCCUGUCUGAAACUGGGGUGCUGUUACAACAGCCAUGAUUCUGUUUGUUACUACAGAGUGAACGUCUGCUCCCUGGACGGUCACUUUGUGUUUUCGGUGAAGGCGACGGACUCUUCCCCUCCGCUCGACCCCAGCAGACUGAUGAUUCGCGGUCACCCGCGGUGCACCCCUGCUGUCUCCUCGUCAGAAGCGGCAGUCUUCAAGUUUGGAGUGACGGAAUGCGGCGCUACAGUUCAGCGGAUCCAGUGUCAGUACGCUGCAUCAGCUCUGCUUUAUACUGGUCAGAAAGUCAUGAACCCCACCAACCCCCCACCAGUCACUGCCAUGGGAUCAGUCCAAGUUCAGAUGAGGCUUGCUAAAGAUGAGUCCUAUUCCUCUUUCUACUCGACGGAGGAGCUCCCUCUGACGUUACCCCUGCGCAGGCUGGCAUAUGUGGAGGUCUCCAUCGUACCUCCUUCCCCAGACCCCCGCCUCUCCCUGCGGGUUAGGGACUGCUUCGCCUACCCUGCCUCUAGACACUCUGUGUGGACACUUCUUUACGAUGGGUGUCCAAAUCCCCUGGAUGACCUGAGGAGCUCGGUGUCCGUUGGAAAGGGGCGCGGGGUCAGGUGGUUUGACGUGAAGACGUUUGCCUUCCUGGACCCAGAGACAGGACAGCCCAAAAUGGAGGAGCUGUAUUUUUAUUGCUGGGUGGAGAUUUGCACUGAGGAGGAGGAAUGUCAGCAGCAGUGCUCUACCCCAUUGUCUGACGGGGAAAGGGUGCGAAGAGACCUGGCUGCUGGGGACCAGGUCUCCAGGCUGGUUUCUGUAGGGCCGGUUCUGUUGGGUCGAAACAGUGCCACGUCGCCAGAGAACCCAAAGCUCCACACGCACACAGUGUAUCAGGUGCUGUCUGUGUCCAGUCUGACCCUAAUCUGUGUUUUUGUCAUUUCUCUCCUCCCGUUCUCCGUGUGGUGGAGGACAAGGAGGAGUAAACGGAGAAAUGAGGGAGAGGAGGGUCCAACGUCGGGCACAGAGAUGAAGAACGUCGCAGACGACACGGACUGA